Dipodomys spectabilis (banner-tailed kangaroo rat) is the source of this 4721-nucleotide messenger RNA. RefSeq names its product coiled-coil domain containing 88B (gene Ccdc88b). Gene Ontology annotation, biological process: cytoskeleton-dependent intracellular transport; cytoplasmic microtubule organization. The coding region runs from base 29 to 4675 and encodes 1548 amino acids. The transcript is spliced from 27 exons. NCBI's taxonomy places the organism in Eukaryota, Metazoa, Chordata, Mammalia, Rodentia, Heteromyidae. The record is from RefSeq and is a predicted model, not a curated record. Gene Ontology annotation, molecular function: microtubule binding; dynein light intermediate chain binding. Gene Ontology annotation, cellular component: cytoplasm; centrosome.
CACAGCGAGACUACACCCGGCCCCUGCCAUGGAGGGGGGCCAGGGGCCCAGACUCAGAGACUUCCUGAGCCGGAGCCUGGCCACCUGGGCGCUGGGACUGGCUGGAUUGGUGGGGGAGGUGGAGGAGCCAACAGGGAGCAGGGAAGAGGAGGAGGAAGAAGAGAGACCCCUGUCCGAGGAGAAGAGGUUCCUGCGGCUCAGCGAUGGGGCCCUGCUCCUUCGGGUGCUGGACCUCGUCGUCCCCGGUUCCCGAGGGGGACCUCGGAUAGUCAGGGGCCAUGAUGGCCCAGUAGCCUGGCGGGUCUGUAACCUGAAGCACCUGUGGGGCCGGCUGAGAGACUUCUACCAGGAGGAGCUGCAGCUGUUGAUCCUGUCGUCACCCCCCGAUUUCCAGACGUUGGGGUUUGAUCCCCUCUCAGAGGAGGCCAUGGAAGAGCUGGAAGGCAUUCUUCGGCUGCUGUUGGGGGCAUCGGUGCAGUGUGAGCACCGGGAACUCUUCAUCCGUCACAUCCAGGGUCUCAGCCUCGAGGUGCAGAGCGAGCUGGCUUCCACCAUCCAGGAGGUGACCCAGCCCGGGGCAGGUGUGGUUCUGUCACUGGCUGGACCCGACCCUGGGGAGCUGGAGGCCUCAGAGCUGGAGACGAUGUUCCGGAGCCUCACGGGGACACUGUCCAGGCUGGUCCGGGAGCGUGACCUGGGGGCCCAGCGGCUGGCGGAACUGCUGCUGGAGCAGGAGCAGCCCCCCUUGCCGGCCGAGGCCCCCGUGAGGGCUCCCGGGGGGGACGGUGCCUCGCACCACCUGGCGCUGCAGCUGGCCAAUGCCAAGGCCCAGGUGCGGCGCCUGCGGCAGGAGCUGGAAGAGAAGGCGGAGCUGCUGCUGGACUCGCAGGCGGAGGUGCAGGGCUUGGAGGCGGAAAUUCGAAAGCUCCGCCAGGAGGCCCAGGCGCUGUCGGGACCGGCCAAGCGUGCCGAGCUGUACCGCGAGGAGGCAGAGGCGCUGCGGGAGCGGGCGGGACGCCUGCCCCGCCUGCAGGAGGAGCUGCGGCGCUGUCGCGAGCGGCUGCAGGAGGCCGAGGCCUGCCGGGGCCGGCUGGAGGAGGAGCGGGCGCUCUCAGGGGCCUUGGAGGCCUCCAAAGCGCUUCUGGAGGAGCAGCUGGAGGCCGCCCGGGAGCGCUCCGCGCGGCUCCACGAGACCCAGCGCGAGAACCUGCUGCUGCGCACCCGGCUGGGCGAGGCCCACGCGGAGCUGGGCUCUCUCAGGCAUCAGGUGGACCAGCUGGUGGAGGAGAACGUGGAACUGGAGCUGGAGCUUCGGAGGAGCCUGGAGCCACCUCCUGGCUCCCCUGUGGAGGCACCCCUGCCUGGAGUUGGACCCUCCCUGCAGGAUGAGGUGAGGGAAGCAGAGGCUGGGCGGCUGCGGAUGGUGGAAAGGGAGAACCAGGAGCUUCGAAGCCUGCUGCAGGUGCUGAAGAGGCAGCCCCAGAGCCAGUGCCCCCUGCUGGAGGAGCAGAGUGAAGACUCAGUGCUUCCUGUGCUCCAAAUGGCUCCCAGGCUUCCCCAGGCCUUGGGCCCUGGCACAAAGGGCUUGGUUUGCCAGGCUGGCAGUGAAGGCACCCAGGUCCUGGACAUGGCUCACUCCACAUCAGAUUCAGCUCUUAAGGGGUCAUCUGAGUGUCCCCAGGCAUUUGAUGCAGACCAGGAGGUGACAGAGAGGCCCGUCCAAGAGAUCCCCCUGGCUGUCCAGACCUCAGAUGUCACUCCCCAAAAGUCAGAAUCUACUGGGGAGACACAGGAGUCCUUGGAGAAGGCGGAUGUCAGAGCCUCACCCCAGAGCCCCACUUUUGUGGCCUCACCUCGAGGUACAGCGAUCAUAAUUGAGGUGCAGCAGGUGCUAGGAGAGACUGGGGACAGAGAGGCCCCCCAGGGGGAAUCGGUGCCCAAUACCCAGGUCCUGAGACAAGAGGGCCCUGAACACAAGCCUGGAUCGUCAGAGCUCAGCCUUCAGGUAUUGCUGGAGGAGCAGACACUGGACCCAUCCAAGUGCCAGGCAGCGGCCAGAGGCCUCGAACAGAGGUUGGAGGGGAUGGCUGGGGAAACAGCACCUCAAAAGCCACAGCUGAAGUUGGAAGGGGCCCUGGAUGCCCAGGCCUGGGAGGGGCCGCCCCCGGGGGAGACCCUGGCUGAUGGUGUCCCCGAGCUGGAGGCCCUCAGGGAGGAGGUGAUGAAGCUGAGGAGACAAGUUUCAGUCCUUGGAGCUGAAUUGGAAGCCCAAGCCCGAAGGCUGGAGGCCCGAGGCAUGGAGGCUGAGCGUCUCUCUGAGGAGCUGGCUCAAGCACAGAGGGCGGAAGCCGAGGCCCACCAGGAGGCAGAGGCCCAGGCCCAGGAGCAGGCCCGGCUUCGGGAGGCAGUGGAGGCAGCUGGCCGGGAGCUGGAGGCUGUGUCUCGUGAGCGUGAGGCCCUGGCAGAGGCCCUGGCAGCAGCAGGCCGAGAGCGGAGGCAGUGGGAGCGGGAGGGGUCCAGGCUGCGGGCCCAAGUAGAGGCCUCGGAGCAGAGGAUGCAGGCGUUGGAGAUGGAGUGCCAAGGCCACCUGGAGGAGGCUGAAAGGGAGCGUCAGGAGAAGCAGGCCCUUAAAGAGGAACUGGAGAAGGCCGUGGUGCGGGGCCAGGAGCUGGGGGCCCGGCUGGAGCAUCUGCAGCGGGAGCUGGAACAGGCAGCCUUGGAGCGCCAGGAGUUUCUUCGAGAACAGGAGUGCCAGAACCAGAGAUACAGAGGCCUGGAGCGGCAGCUGGAAGCCGAGCUGCAUGCCGCAGCAACCAGCAAGGAGGAAGCACUGAUGGACCUGAAGGCCCGGGCCCUGCAGCUGGAAGAAGAGCUGCACCAGCUUCGUCAGGGCCCUGCAGGACGGGGGCCUGAGGAGCACCUCGAGAAGAAGACUUCUGUGCGGCUGGUGGAGGUGGAGCGCAGUAACGCGACCCUGGUGGCCGAGAAGGCCGCUCUGCAGGGGCAGCUGCAGCUCCUGGAGGGGCAGCUGGGGAGCCUUCAGGGCCGGGCGCAGGAGCUGCUGCUCCAGAGUCAGCGGGCCCACGAGUUCAGCAACCGCCUGCAGGCUGAGAAGUCGAUGAUGGAGAUACAGGGCCAGGAGCUGCACCGGAAGCUGGGGGUGCUGGAGGAGGAGGUGCGGGCUGCACGGCAAGCCCACGAGGAAACCCGAGGGCAGCAGCAGUCUCUGCUGCGGGACCACGAGGCCCUGGUCCAGCUGCAGCGGCGGCAAGAGACCGAGCUGGAGGGGUUGCUGGUGCGGCACCGAGACCUCAAGGCCAAUAUGCGUGCCCUGGAGCUGGCUCACCGGGAGCUGCAGGGCCGACACGAGCAGCUGCAAGCCCAGCGGGCCAACGUGGAGGCACAGGAGAUGGCUCUACUGGCAGAGCGGGAACGGCUGAUGCAGGAUGGGCAUCGGCAGCGGGGCCUGGAGGAGGAGCUGCGGAGGCUGCAGAGCGAACACGACAGAGCUCAGAUGCUGCUGGCAGAGUUGUCUCGAGAGCGAGGGGAGCUGCAGGGAGAACGUGGGGAGCUGCGGGGCCGCCUGGCCCGGCUGGAGCUGGAGCGGUCCCAGCUGGAGAUGCAGAGCCAGAAGCUGCGUGAUUCCAACCAGCAGCUGGACCUGAGCGCCUGCCGCCUGACCACACAGUGCGAGCUGCUGACCCAGCUGCGGAGCGCACAGGAAGAGGAGAAUCGGCAGCUGCUGGCUGAGGUGCAGGCCCUGAGCCGGGAGAACAGGGAGCUGUUGGAGCGCAGCCUGGAGAGCAGGGACAACCUCCACCGUGAGCAGCGCCAGUACCUGGAUCAGCUUAAUGCCCUUCGCCGGGAGAAACAGAAGUUGGUAGAAAAGAUCAUGGACCAAUAUCGUGUACUGGAGCCUGGGCCUCUGCCCCGCACCAAGAAGGGCAGCUGGCUGGCAGACAAGGGUCCCCGUCUCCAGCCCCCAUGCGCCGGGCCCAGAGCUCCCUUUGCCUGCGAGAGGAGACGCUGGCAGGCAGGCAGCGGAGGAAACUCAGCUCCCGCUUCCCUGUGGGGAGAAACUCAGAGUCAUUCAGCCCAGGGGACACCCCGCGCCAGCGGUUCCGACAGAGAAGGCCAGGCCCCCUGGGGGCGCCCAGUGCCCAUGGCAAAGGCUCUGGUGUGGAAUGGGACGGCUCCAUUGAGACCCUCCCGGAACAAGAAGCAGAUGGAAACCGAGAAGGCCAUGAAGACCUGGAGAAACGUCCCCUCACCCCUUCCCUCAGCCAGUGACACUAUGGGGACAAGACCCUUGGGAGUCCAACCCUCUUGCCAGCGGAGCACCUAUUACAGCCGCAGGCAGCUCAAGUGCUUGGGGAGCCCUGGUGCCCAAAGGGAGAGCUUGGACAAAGAGGACUGGACCUUCAGGUCCUCCACCACCCACACGGGGGCUCUGGAAUGGAGCUGGGACAAGCCUGUGGACAGGGGGGAUGGCUGGUCCCCAUGUGUGGCCCCUGGCCGGGCCUCAGGGCCUGCCAUACGGCCAUCACUGAGACGACGGUCUCUGGGGGAUACCCCAGUUUCAGGAGGCUGGCAAGAAUGGGCAAGAGAGCCCCCUCCACGGUGCAGACGCACCAGGGCCCACUCCCUGGGGACUGUGGCCUGGGCUGAUGCCUGAGCCUUAGCUGGGAUGUGAGACAGGAGAAUAAAGCUGGGAUGCAACC